AUGUCUGCCGACUUCUGGGCUGGCUACAUCAGUGGCAUCGUUGGUAUUCUUGUUGGUAACCCGCUAGAUAUUAUAAAGGUCCGUCUUCAGUGCUCACCGUCGUCUCGCAUUUGCACCUCCCAUGCUUCCCCUACCCGUCAGGUCAUGCUCAGUCACAGCCUCAUUCUCGGAGCCGCCGCCCCGACAAUUGGUUAUGGAGCAUUGAAUGCUCUUCUUUUUACGACAUAUAAUCGUACUCUUACUCUCCUCAAUUCUGAUGGCCACCAUGAGUCCAUCAGUCCCUGGAUGGUGUUUUCGGCUGGUGCCAUAGGUGGCCUCGCGACUUGGGUUAUCUCAACGCCGACAGAACUUGUCAAAUGCCGAGUACAGGCCUCACCUGCCACAGGAGGGCUAUCAUCCUUGGUAGUGGCUAAGUCAGUUUUUCGGUCCGAAGGUCUCCGCAGCCUCUACCUCGGUGGUAAGGUCACGGCUUUGCGCGACAGUAUCGGCUACGGCGUUUACUUUAGUACCUAUGAGUUCGCCACCCGUUAUGCUUCCUCUUUUUCAUAUCAGAAGGACUUAUUUGAAGAGGUUACGAAGGUGCUCCUUUGUGGGGGUUUGGCCGGAACACUAAGUUGGGCCUGUGUUUUUCCUUUGGAUGUGAUCAAAACUCGUUUACAGACCCAGCCCCCAAAGUGGAUUCCUAAAUCUAGAUCAACGGGAAUGAUGCUUGCCCAAAGAGCCGGCGCCGUCAAACUCGCAAGAAUGGCAUACAGGCAAGAGGGACUCAGUAUCUUCUUCCGGGGACUCACCGUGUGCAGUCUCAGGGCAUUUUUAGUCAACGCUAUCCAGUGGAUUGUCUAUGAACGAGUGAUGAGAGGACUGGUCCGGGCUCAUGAUAAUCCUGCGCUGGGGCGAGAAGAAUAA
This is a messenger RNA of Blumeria graminis f. sp. triticale, 906 nucleotides long. The record is from the annotation of a GenBank genome assembly. NCBI's taxonomy places the organism in Eukaryota, Fungi, Ascomycota, Leotiomycetes, Helotiales, Erysiphaceae.